GUUGCCGCUGUCGUCACCGCCGUGGCGGGAACGCGCAUUCGAGAGGGGGAAAAGGGGGUCGAGAAGGCAUCGGGAUCGCGCCCCUCCGGUUCGCCGUCAAAUGCCUCCGGUGUAGAGGAGCGAUCGAUAUGGGGGGCCCGGGACCACGAGACGGCGUGGAGCCCGACCGACCGACCGACCGACCGACCGCUGCGCAGAGCUCAUCGAGGCGGUUCAUAGCGGGAUAAGAACAGCCUGCGUGUCCACUGAUUAACAGCCACAGGGCUGCAGUCGAGGCGGGGAGUCGCGGCUGGCAGUUUGACCAGGAGAGAGAGACGCGACGAGACUCGAGACUCGAGAGAAAGAGAGAACAGUUUGCGAUCCGACUGAAUCCAGCGGUGGAUUUCAAGAACGAUGGACGGAUUGUCGAUAGCAAGCCAGUCCGGCAGGCCCAGCCCAGUCGAGGUAGGCUGGCUUCGUCCGGAGUGAAAACCCGUCUCCUCUCUCCUCCGUCGGCCUCCCUCCACCGCCGCGCGCCGAUGUCCGCCGCCUGCCUCGACCCGCACGCGCCCGCCGUGGUUUCAGCACCGCCGGAACUGGACAGCGACUGCAUGGAGCCCCGGAGCGGCCCCGCCGCUCGGGAGCCCGGCGGCUUCCGGGCUCGCCCUCUGCGGCACGCCGGCCCCGGGGGCCUCGGCACGGCCCUGGAGGAGCAGCUGGCCAUGCUCGCCGGGGAGCGGGACGGCGAGCGGGAGCCGCCGGACCCGGGAUCGCCCAUCGCGGGCCAUGGCGCAGACCCGCUGUCGCUCCUCCGCCAAAAGGAAAAGGACCUGGUUUUGGCUGCUAAACUCGGCAAAGCGCUGCUGGACAGAAACCAAGACUUGACCAAGCAAUAUGAGAGGAUGCACAAAGAUCUCAACGAGAAAUUAGAGCACUUGGAGCAGGAGAAGCAUGAGUUGCGUCGGCGUCUGGAGAGUCGAGAGGGGGAGUGGGAGGGCCGUGUGGCCGAGCUGGAGACGGACGUCCAGCAACUGCAGGGCGAGCUGGAACGCCAUCAGGUCCAGCUGAGAGAGGCUGACAGGGACAAGACCAAGGCCAUCAAUGAGCUCUCGGAACAGAACCAUAGACUGCUGGAGCAACUCAAUAGGGCUGCAGAGGUGGAGAAGCAGCUGUCCACUCAGGUUCAUUCAUUACGGGACGACUUCAGGGAGAAGAGUAUGUCUACAAGCCAGCACAUGACACGAUUAGAGACUCUACAGGCAGAGCAAGGGCUAGAAAUUAAGAUGCUGUCAGAUAGGAAGAUGGAGCUGGAGCGACGGGUGCACGCCAUGCUGGAGGAGAACGAGCUGCUGCAGAGCACAAUGGACGACCUCAGAGAGAGGACGCUGGUGUUGGAGAAGCAGUGUCACGAGAAAGACCUACAGUUGCGACAGAGCCAGCUGGAGCUCAAGGAGGUUCAGGUGUCCCACAGGCAGCUGACUGCUCGGCUGGAGGAGCUGUCAGAGGAGCACUGCCUCCACAGCCUCACCCCACACCCAUCCAGCCUGCUGUGUGAGAUAGAACAAAGCAUGGAGCAGGAGGAGCAGGAGCAGGAGAGGGAGCAGUUGCGUCUUCAGCUAUGGGAGGCCUACUGUGAGGUCCGCUCACUCUGCUCCCAUCUCCGGGGAAACGACAUAACAGACUCUGCACUGUCCACCGACUCUUCCAUGGACGAGUCCUCGGAGACGUCCUCAGCCAAGGAUGUGCCUACUGGCAGCCUCCACACCAGCCUUUUGGAGCUACGGAGGCUUACCCAGAAUCUGCUGGAUGGCAACGAGUCCACGGGCUCGCGGCGCAGCGAUGAGGAAGCUCUGGAGGAGCAGGUGAGGAAGCUGGGAGAGGAGCUGAGGGAGGGGAGAGAGCUGCACGAAGCUGAGCAGGACAAAACACGCAGCAGUGAAAGGGAGCUGCUGCAGCUGCACAAUCAGAUGGCGCUGCUCUCCAUAGAGAUGUGUUCUCUGCAGGAGGACAACAAGCGGAUGAGGGCGAUGGCUGAAGUCCGAGAACCCAGCGAGCAGCUCCAGAGUGCUAUCAGAGACAGAGACGACGCCAUAACCAAAAAGAAAGUGGUGGAGAUGGAGCUGGCCAAGUGUAAAAUAGACAUCAUGUCUCUGAAUAGCCAGCUUUUGGAUGCCAUCCAGCAGAAGCUCAAUCUGUCGCAGCAGCUGGAGGCCUGGCAGGACGAUAUGCACAGAGUGAUUGACCAGCAGUUGAUGGACAAGCACCAGGACGAGUGGCGCUCUGCCCCUUCCUCCCUGUCGCGGGCCCACGGCAGUCAGUCCUCAAGACGAGCUCACCGCAUCUCCCACCAGGACAAGAGACUUUUCUCUUUCUUCAAAAAGAACUGAGCCCUGUUGGACUGGCCCUGGGCGCAGCAGACAGACAGACAGGCGACGCAAGGGCCAAGGAGGGAGAGACAUCGUAGUACAGGGGUAACCACACAGCCAAAGACGGGCAGUAGCAUACACUGAGGUUUGGGAGGGGGUCAUUUUGCACUUUAUCUGUCCCAUUACUCUUCUCCUUACUGAUUGAUUGGUGUCUUCUGACAGACAGAGAUGGAAAUAUAGGAACAGGACUUCCCCAGAGGCUUUGGCUUAAGCCCCUCUCAUAGAAAGUUAUCAGUCUUUACAGAACGUAAACAGGGUCAAAAAGUUUACCUCCAAAGAGGAAGGUUUCCUUGUAGUGCCUAUGACCAUCUCUACUAGCCCACUGCCAACUCUGUAAAGAGGGGAACAGUAUGUACAAAGUCUAAUUGUAUGCAUCCCAUUUAUCAGGCCAAGGAGUCUGGGGAAAAACGGGUUGAUGUAAGGGACAAUGUGGGUUCAUGGGAAAAGAUUAGGAUAGUAGGACGAUGAUCAGAGCAGUGAUGCUGCAGCCAACCAGGUUUAUUCAUUUGUCCAGGGGAUGUUCAGAACAUGAAGCAACAGCUUUACGUAUCAGGACCAUAGCAUAUUAUAUUUUUUAUAGAAACAAUGAACCAAAAGAAUAUUUAUUUUCUUCAUAGAUAGGCAUGCAGACAGUAUGUUGUAUGUCCCAGACCCAAACUUCUGUAAAAACUUUGAGGGGAUUCACAAGAGAGAUAUUAAAGCUGCACUAAACAGUAUUUUUAUAUAAGCAAUGGAUCAAAUAAAUGUGUAAUGUUAAUGUAAAAGGACCCAUUGAUAGUGGAAAAACCUUCAGAGAAUGGUCCCUUAACUUCAGUUCCCCUCAGCUCUGCAGAGCAUUUUCACUCACCCAUACUCAGCUGAUUAGUAAAGGUGGGGGGAGUGAGAGAGCGAGGGUGAAUUGUGAAAAAAAUGAGUCAUAAAGACAGUCUUCCUGAUUGAACUUAUGCUAAGCUUCAUUAGCCAGUAAAAAAAAGGAGUGCAGCUUUUUAAAUGAGCAGCAGAUGCUGAGAUAUCCUGCCUGUUUGUCCACACUACCUAGCUCCGGAGAAAACACAGGAUCCUACAUAUCCCAUAAUGCAACUAUGUUCUGCAAUUCAUGUGGAAAUCCCUUUCUGAUUUUAUUUCCCAAUUAUCCCCCUAAUCACAUUACAAUUAUUAAGUGUCAUGCAUCGUUAAAAAAUAAAACAUAAUCAAAUCUGAUCAGGGAAAAAUGAUCCUUAAACUAAGUGAAUGUAAACCAGCACUUUUAUUUGAAUAUGUCUCACACGAGGCCUUCGUGUUCAUCUCUGACAUCUGAAUAAAGCUGGGUGGCUCAGCUAUGUUCAUCUACAGUUCACAUCUUAUUUAACAUGUCAAACAUGUAUGCUUUAUCCAAGAAAAAGCUUGAUAUUGUCCUCAUGAUGUCAAUCAUCUUCCUAGUAGACCAAAUUUUCAAAAAUGUUUACACAUCAGCUUGAGAUGGAGGAAAGAUUAUGGUACAUAGAAAGAUCAUCAAUUCUCCAAGUCGAUCAAUUCAGCUCGAGAAUAACCUGUUGAACUUCAUUUCGGUGGACAGAAGCUCGUCUAAUCUUCCUCUGCAGUGAUCCACAUCUGCUUUGCUUCACUUCUAACAGAAAAGGUCUACCUCCAUUCUCGUGGCUUCAACACUUCAUGGGCACUUUGAUUUCUGAGAUGCGGGGCUUCCGUUUUAGUCGACAUAUCUGUAACUCCAUUGGACAAACAUAUGUAUUGACCUGAAGUGUCCGAGCACGAAUGACUUCCAGUUUGGCACAGGGAUGUCUCAUGUCCGACUGCGUUUGAACUCAUGUCUGAUGCAGUUGUGCAAACCUAUGCAGAUGUCUUCUCGUCAUUUCAGCUGGUUGUUGGGAAGGAUCAACCCAAAGAAUGAUUUUUUAUAAAAAGUCAAAUAGGUUUGGAUGAAAUCAAUAUAUUUAUAAGGAAAAAAUGCAUACAUUUUGAAUGAAAAUCUUUUUUUAGAGAGAAAUAUCUGUAAAUUGUUAUUUGUAGGCUCUUUUUUCAUGUGUGAGCAGUAAUUCCACUGGUGUGUUGGACACAAUCACUAAUACAUGUGUUUAUUUGACUGUCGGGGUGAUGCAUGCAGUAGAACUGGCAAGAGAUAUUCAUAUGUACUUAUGAGUUCUGUACAAAAUAUUCACCACCAUGAUGUGAAAUCCAAGCUUGGCCAGGAAAUAGCAAAUUCAGUCCAUUUGACAGUUCUUGGUACCACUUUCUGCUAAGUCAUCUUUUAUAAGCCAUUUAUAAUCAGCGGUUUUAUUAAUGGUUAAUAAACUAAUUCUUGUAUAAGGAUUGAUAAGAAAAAACAAGUCAUUUUAACUAAUAGUGCAACAUUUCUUAUCUUUGUUUUGAGUUAAGGAAAUCAGAUGCAGCCUUGGAUUUAACUCUACAUCAUAGAUUGAAUAAAAGUAUUUCCCAAAAUAUUCCAUUUAUAGUCAUUAAUAAAGGACAUUCACAAUUAAAAUAUCAAGUCUUACAAGGACCAAGAGAUUUCUAAAAGGCCAACAUCAUAAUGUAAAUGUUAAUAAUUCAUUAAUUAAGGGUUAUUAAACUAGGCAAGAUAAAAGUUGGCAUCUGUAAAUAAGCUUUGGUUCAAAGCCUCUGUUUUCCUUCAACAGGGGGCGAGAGGUCAAAUGAUGAACACCAGCCUCAAAUUUCUUUAACAACUAAAUUUUUUCGCAUUAUUACUUUAUUAAAUUUAACCUUUAUUUGAGAAGAAAAACUGUCCUGGCCAAGAUAGGCAGCACAAAGGAUGAAAAACAGAGAAAACAGAUGAGACAGAUACUCACAAAAUCCAGAUUUAACAGAAACGGGAUGCUGUGUCCUCCUUAAAUCCACCCUAAAUGGGACUUUAAAAUCUACUGUCCCAAAAAAAUGACAAGAUUCUGAAAUACCUUCAAAACAUUGGUAAAAGGAGUCAUUUUAGCUCUAACUACAGAAGGAGUAGGUAUUAGUGAAGGAUUUAAUAAGCAUUAAUGUAGCCCUUGAAAAAUCUGUACGAAGGCCAUACUAGAACGUUUUUUCACUGCUCCUGUCUGAAUGGACGUGGUCUGAAUCGUAAAGGAAAAUAGACACGUUUGGGGCUCAGUGGUUCCCCAUCCGAGGGACAGUUUAGGGAAAGAGCUUGGAUCAAACACCAGCCACUGCUGCCACAACCACACUGCAGUUUGUCUCUUUUCAUUUCACGUUUCAUUAUAACAAUAGUAUAACAAGUUCGGUUCUGUCCACAUCAUGUCCAAAUUGCUUUCCGUUUCUUGUUUGUAUGAGACUGUCGAUCAGACACUGUAGAUUGUACUGAUUCAUUUUUCCAAUUGAAAGAGUUUUUAAAAACGUCGUCUGCUGCGUCUUUCUGUGUCAUACAUGCUGAUGCUGCCACUGAGGGCUGAGUAUCUGUGUUGCAGCAGUGACAGACAGAAGUGCCAUUGAGUGUGUGCACUUUCCGUUGCUUGUCUCCCCUCAGUCGGAUGUUAUUUUGGAAUUUAGUGCUUUGGAUGGGCUCAUUGUGCUCCGUGUGAGUGCUUCCAUUCACCACUGACUAAUGGCACUGUUUUUGUUUCAGAAUGCUUCAAACUAUUCAAAAUAUUUAUCAUGCAAUUUUCUGGGCAUUUUGGGGAAUUUUUUGAUACAAAUAAAUACUUUAAAAUCACAGUUGACAUUUUGAUUUUUCAAUGCCGGAAACAUGACUUGACGUUAUAACAUAGUGAUGACUCCAACAAACACUGUCAAUAACUACAUCCGAGUUUGACAAGUGAAAAUAUCUGCAUGGAAAAGGCCUAGUCUACUUUACUUCACCAGUUUGAGGUUCCAUUUCUUUUUUUAGCGUUGAUGCAUUUGGCAUAUUUCGUUUAAUAUAAAGAAGAAUGAUUAGGUCCUCAAUGGUUUGGUGGAACCUGUGAUAAUGCGUUUUCAAACGAUACUCAAAGCUAUAAUGUAAAAUACCGGCAUUCCUCAAAAAAA
Messenger RNA from Scophthalmus maximus (turbot), 6377 nucleotides. RefSeq names its product BICD family like cargo adaptor 1 (gene bicdl1). The record is from RefSeq and is a predicted model, not a curated record. The coding region runs from base 519 to 2366 and encodes 615 amino acids. The transcript is spliced from 11 exons. Lineage: Eukaryota; Metazoa; Chordata; Actinopteri; Pleuronectiformes; Scophthalmidae. Gene Ontology annotation, biological process: vesicle transport along microtubule; Golgi to secretory granule transport.